AUGCCAUACUUCAUGACGCUGAGACCUGAUAUCAUGCCAUACUUCCUGACCCAGAGACCUGAUAUCAUGCCAUACUUCAUGACGCUGAGACCUGAUAUCAUGCCAUACUUCCUGACCCAGAGACCUGAUAUCAUGCCAUACUUCAUGACGCAGAGACCUGAUAUCAUGCCAUACUUGCUGACGCUGAGACCUGAUAUCAUGCCAUACUUCAUGACGCAGAGACCUGAUAUCAUGCCAUACUUCCUGACCCAGAGACCUGAUAUCAUGCCAUACUUCAUGACGCUGAGACCUGAUAUCAUGCCAUACUUGCUGACGCAGAGACCUGAUAUCAUGCCAUACUUCAUGACGCUGAGACCUGAUAUCAUGCCAUACUUCAUGACGCUGAGACCUGAUAUCAUGCCAUACUUGCUGACGCUGAGACCUGAUAUCAUGCCAUACUUCAUGACCCAGAGACCUGAUAUCAUGCCAUACUUCAUGACGCUGAGACCUGAUAUCAUGCCAUACUUGCUGACGCUGAGACCUGAUAUCAUGCCAUACUUCAUGACGCUGAGACCUGAUAUCACCGCCACGCAGCGUAGGAUUGUGGGAGUCCCAGGCGAGAGACGGAGCGCUUUUUGA
Molecule: messenger RNA, 618 nt
Organism: Perca fluviatilis (European perch)
Lineage: Eukaryota; Metazoa; Chordata; Actinopteri; Perciformes; Percidae
Exons: 4
Coding region: 1-618 (205 amino acids)
Source: RefSeq, a predicted model, not a curated record